This is a messenger RNA of Rhineura floridana, 8143 nucleotides long. It is a transcript of the gene TONSL, whose product is annotated as tonsoku like, DNA repair protein. NCBI's taxonomy places the organism in Eukaryota, Metazoa, Chordata, Lepidosauria, Squamata, Rhineuridae. Gene Ontology annotation, molecular function: protein binding. The transcript is spliced from 26 exons. The record is from RefSeq and is a predicted model, not a curated record. Bases 336 to 4496 code for a protein of 1386 amino acids.
GGAACACUUGCCGCCAGGGACGCCCCUAAACGCUACAUUUAGUGGGGGGGAAACCAGCAGAUUGGCAGCAAGGGCAGAGCAACAGGCACCCGAAAAGCAUCCCGGCAACAACCGCGCAGGCGCGCCCAUCCGAGGCGCGGAGCAUACGUCGGGGGAGGAAAAGACCACUCGUGAUUGGACGAUGGUCAGCCAAUGAAAACAAGCCCCAGGCUCCGGCCAAUGAAAGCUGGGCACCAGGUUUCCGGGCGGCCAAUGAGGGAGAGGCCUUGGCGAGCGGGAGUUUGGCGCUGAGGAGGCCGCGGCGCCGAGAGUGAGACGGCGCGGAGAGGCGGGCGAUGGCGGGCGUGCGGGAUCGCGAGAUACGCCAGCUCCAGAAGGGGAAGGGGAAGGCCCAGCGGAAAGGGGACCUGAAGGAGGAAGCCACCCUCUGUAACCAGCUGGGGGGGAUCUUGGCUCACCAUGGGUGCUUCCAGGAAGCCUUGGAGGAGCACCGUCAGGAGCUGCAUCUCCUGGAGAGUGUUGAUGAUGUCAUUGGCUGUGCCGUGGCCCACCGGAAAAUCGGGGAGUGCUUGGCUGAGCUGGAGAGUUAUGAAGCAGCGUUGAAGCACCAGCGCCGCCACUUGGAGCUGGCCUGCUCCCUGUCCAAUCACAUUGAGCAGCAACGGGCCUGGGCCACCAUUGGCCGCACGUACAUGUUCAUGGCUGACAGCAACGACCAGUCAAGUGAGGCCCUGCAGGAGGCAGAGAAAGCCUUCAUGAAGAGUCUGGCUAUCUUGGACGAAAUGCUGGAAGGUGAAGUGCCACAGCGGGAAGCGAGCGAGAUGAGAGCACGACUCUACCUGAACCUUGGCUUGGUCUAUGACGGCCUGAAAAACCCAGCCAAGCACGCCUACUACAUCAAAAAGAGCAUCUAUAUCUCUGAGCAAACUCACCUGUACGAAGAUCUCUACCGGGCCUACUUCAAUUUGGGCAACAUCCACCUGCGGGAGGGUGAGCAUUCGAAGGCCAUGCGCUGCCUGGAGAGGGCGCGGGAGUGCGCCUGCAAGAUGAAGGAGAAAUACAUGGAGAGCGAGUGCUAUGCCAGCAUCGCCCAGGUGCUGCUGAGCCUUGGAGACUUUGUGGCUGCCAAGCGCUCUCUGAAGAAGGCCUACCUCUUGGGCUCCCAGCAGCAUCAGCAGCGGGCGAGCGUUUGCCGCAGCCUGCGCUAUGCCAUGAAGGUGAGCCACCUGCAGCAGGAGCUGGAAGAGGCAGAGGCCGCGGGCAACCUGCAAGUGGCCGUGGGCCUUUGUGAGCACCUGGGAGACCUUUUCUCCAAAGCCGGGGAUUAUCAGCAGUCUGUGGAGGCCUACGAGAAGCAGCUGUGCCACGCCCAGUCUUUGAAGCUCUCGGAGCAAGAGCUGGCCGUGAUCCACUUUUCUUUGGCCACCACCUUUGGGGACCUGAAGGACCAUGUUCGAGCGGUGAAGCACUAUCAGGCAGAACUGGCCCUGCGGCGGGGGAACCCCCUGGAGGAGGGGAAAACGUGGCUGCACAUUGCCCUGUCGAAGGAGGAGGCCAACGAGAGCUACGAGGAGCUGGAGCGCUGCUUUCAGACUGCCCUGUCGUACGCAGAGGAGGCCGGGAACGCCAAAGUGCAGCGUCAGAUCCUACGGCACUUGCAUGCCUGUCAGCAGAGAUGUGGGUGCUCUGAGACGGCGAGCACACUGGCCAGGCUGCAGGACCUCUGUCGCUCUCAGGGCCGGCACUCGAAUGGGGAGAUCAAUGAGGAGGAGGAGGAGGAAGAGGAGGUGCAAAGCAGCGAGCUGUUGGAAGCAAGCGACCUGGAGCUCUCUGACAGUGAUGGAGAGGACGACAUGGAGGGCUACAGCAAAACUGUCCCUGGUCGGCGCAGAAUCAACAAGUGGAACCAGCGGAAUGACCGGGGCGAGACUUUGUUGCACCGCGCCUGCAUUGACGGGAACUUGCGCCAGGUGCAGUUCCUUGUGGAGAAGGGUCACCCUCUGAACCCCCGGGAUUAUUGUGGCUGGACCCCACUGCACGAGGCUUGCAACCACGGGCAUCUGGAGAUUGUGCGUUUUCUCCUGGACCACAGCGCCACCAUUGAUGACCCUGGGGGGCCUUUAUGUGAGGGCAUCACCCCGCUGCACGAUGCCCUGAAUUGCGGCCAUUUUGACGUGGCUGAGCUUCUGAUCCAGAGGGGGGCGUCGGUGGUGCUUUGCAACGCCAAGGGCCUGAGCCCCAUGGGCACUCUCCGGGCGUGGGUGCAUCUCUACGGCAGGGAUCUGGACCAAGAAACUCGCCAGCGCUGCAAGGCUAUGGAGGGCCUCCUGAAGAAGGCCCUGGCCAGUGGAGCUCUUGGGAAGCAGGUGUGUGGCAUCCUGGGGGUCUCUGCUUCUACCCCUUCAGGCUCUAAGACACAGACUCGCCCGGAAGAGCCAGCUGGCCAGCGAUGUGAGGCAGAACUCUCCCCGUCCCCAGCUGCCUCCCCUCUAGAGCCCCUUAUAAAGCCCCCCAGUCCCUACAGGAGCCGGAGGGAGCCUCACGAGGACUGCAUGGCUCCCCUGAGGCCGGUCAAGAAGAGGCAGCGGCUGCUUGGCCAGGACCUGUGGGGGGGGCAGGAGGAGGCCAGCACACCGGCUGCCCCUGCCGAGUACCAGGCUGCCAUACGGGGUGUGGGCAGCGCCCUGCCCCACCUCCUGCCCAGCCCCGAGCAUCCCAGGCCCCCUUCUGGGCCAGCCCUGAUCCCCCCGGAGGAGUACCUGGGGGAGGACUGGCUGGAGGACGACCUGGGGGUGACCCGGGGCACCCGCAAAAGAAGCCGCUGGAGCAGAGCCCGGGAGGAAGCCGGGGCCGAGGCGGAGGAGAGCCCGGGGGUCGAGAGCGACGGGGGGAUGCCCCCUCAGGCCCCUGACGCUACCAGGAGGAGGCGGCGGCGGCGGGCCAGGCAGAGUCGCCUCACACAGAUUGUAGACAGGACCCCGCUGGGAAGGACCCGAGGGGCCAUCGCCUUGGUGGGGAGCCUGGAGCCUGCGGAGCCCAGUAACCUCCGAGGGGCAGGCGGCAGCGGUCAAGUCAAUGGUGGGACUGCUGGGGCUGGAGAGAGCCCCCCCUUGGAAUCCACACCGUUCCCUGCUCCCCCACCCCCGAUCCGGGUGCGAGUUCAGGUGCAAGACAAUGUCUUCCUUAUCCCUGUGCCACACAGCAGCAGUGAGGGUCGCCCCGUCUCGUGGCUGGCGGAUCAGGCCUCCCAGCGCUAUUACCAGACCUGUGGGCUCCUGCCGCGCUUAACCCUGAAGAAGGAGGGGGCCCUGUUGGCCCCCCAAGACCGCAUUGUGGAUGUCUUGCAAAGUAAUGAGGAGGUAUUGGCUGAGGUGCAGUCCUGGGACCUGCCGCCUCUUGUGGAGAGAUACCGGAAGGCCUGCCAGAGCCUGGCUGUAGGGGAGCACCGGCUGCUCCUGAAGAUGUUGGAGCAGCAGGAGUCGGGCCCGUCCUUCAGCGUCUCUGGUGUGGCUCUGCGUCGCCUCCACCUGACCCCGCUCCUGCGGGCCCUCAAGCUGCAGACCUCCGUCCGGCGCUUAUGCCUCUCGGGGACUGGCCUGGGCGACAACGUGGCCCAGGAGCUGCUCUCCAGCAUCAGCACCAUGCCCGGCCUGAAGCUGCUCGACCUCUCGGCCAACCAGCUGGGCCCCGAGGGGCUGCGCAAGCUGGCUGUGGGGCUUUCCGGCCCCGUCACCUUCCAGAACUUGGAGGAGCUGGAUCUCAGCGUGAACCCCUUGGGCGACGGCAGCACCCAGUCCCUGGCCUCCCUGGUUCAAGCCUGCCCUGUCUUGAGCUCGCUCAGGCUGCAAGCCUGCAGCCUCACCACGGCCUUCCUGCAGCACUACCGCCCCCUGCUGGCGAAUGCCCUGAAAGGAGCUGGGCACCUCAAGAGGCUUUCUGUGUCCCACAACCUGCUGGGCUCCAAUGGCCUUGAACUGCUCCUGAAGAGCCUCCCUGUGGAGACGCUGACCCACCUGGACAUCAGCUCCGUGGGCGCCAGCCCAGGGGACCAGCAGCCUCUGCAGGAGGCGGUGGCCAGGUACCUGGCGCAGGAAGGCUGUGCUCUCACACACCUGGCUUUCUCUGGGAAUCACCUCAGUGAUGAUGCCACUGCAGAACUGGCCAGGUGCCUCCCCAUCUGCCUGCCUUUAGUCUCCCUGGAUUUGUCUGCAAAUCCUGAAAUUGGCAUUGUUGGCCUUCGGACGCUGCUACUAGCCCUGGAGGAGCGGAGUCGCGGCCUCCAGUUCCUCAACUUGUCUGGCUGUUCGGUGAGAGGGCCCCUGGACUGUGUGACAUGGACAAAGCUCUCCUCCAAGGUGUGUCAGCUACGGUUGUGCACUCGCCACCUAAGCCAGCGCGAUCAGCAGGGCAUUGCGGAGCUGUGGCACGGCCCAGUGGGCACCUCCCUCCACUCAGUCACAAGGCACCACAAGCUCUUCUGCCAGUGUCUGGAGUAGGGCUUCUCUUGCAGGAGGGCUGUAGACUUCACCCGUGAUGCCUUUUUCUGAAGCUCUCAAGACAACACGGGCUCCAGCAGCGUGUGGGUUUUGUCUCCGAACCAGCUCCUGCUGUGCUGGAUGCCGCGCUGGGCGAAAAGCCCUGUCCUGUGCCAACAUGAGCCUGCCAGGUGCCAGAGAGGGCUGCUGACCCUCUCUCACGGGGUGUCAUGCAGGGAGAUGGCUCAGUGUCGAGAGGAAGCGGCUGCUGUCUGCCCUGGGAGGGGCCAAGUCUUCCACGUCCCCCCAGUCAGCUGCCACUGUGAAGACAGCUGAGCUUGGUUGGGUGAAGAAGGGAGAGGGCUACACAACACUGCUGUCUUGGGGCAACUGUUUCCUGCUGGUGUGGCCCAGUGGCCCCCCAGCUGUGUGUGAUGCAAUUUCCCAUAUUUAUUGACCAUAAUAGCUCCAGAAGACGUUGCAUCUUCUCUCGUAUGUUUGUGUCUUUCAAGCGGCUGCUUGUCUCACAUGGGCAAAGCAAAAGCAGUGCUGCUGCAGAGGGUGGGGUGGGAAGCGGUGCAGGCCUUGCACCUCCAAGGAGAAACCGCAAGCGGCUUCAUUCUAAAACCUUUUGGGAUAUGGAAGCAGGUAACCCAGGCUUCAGAGCUGCCUUUGGGUCAUGCUGUGUCUGUAUGGCUGGGCUGGGGUGCGGCGUAAGAGGAAAGACACUGCAGCUCUGGGAUACUGCUUGAACGUAAGAAAUAAAGUAGAGGCCACAAUUUCUCACUUUAGAAAGAGGAUUUAUUUGCUUCAGAUGUGCAGAAUCUGCCUUGCAAAAGCAAGACCCAAUAAAGAUGACCACCACACAGGCGUUGAGUGCCCUGCUCCUCUCCCUUCAGGCUCCAAGGAGAGGUCGCUGUCACCAUUGUUUGCCUUCUGUCCUGGUGCAACAUGAGACCUCCCCCCAAGUUAGAGCAAUGGUCACAAACACUAUGCAAUGAAAAAGAAAGUGGGACAGCCAGGAAGGUCACAUGUUAAUUAAACAAGCAGCAACCUCUUUUUUUCCAAAAGAGGGAAAUUAAGAGCCCUUGUCUUUGGAAGGAAUGUCCAUUCUCAACAACUUCACAAGAGCACCAUAACAUUGUACAACCAUGGGGGGGGGGCUGCACUGUUUACACCAAGGGGGGGGGUCUGUCUCAGCCACUGCCAAGGCAAGAGCAGGUGUCCUCAAGAGUGCAGAAAGCGGUUGAAGGCAUUGUAGGCAGACUCCAAGUCAAAGAGCAUCUGCCGGACUUGAGAAUCAUCCAGUUCAUCAGAAGCUGACAUGCCGCUCAGUGUCUGUAGCCUGCAGGGAGAGCAAAACCAUCGCUAAGGCCCAGGCAGAGCUCGCAUCUUGCCUCUUCUCCCACCUGGGCUGUGUCAAGGCCUCACUCAUUUUAUUUAUACCCCACCCUUCCAGAAGGAGCCCAGGGCAGCAAACAAAACACUAAACGCACUCUAAAAUAUAUCCAAACAACUUUCCAAAAAAACCCAACUUUAAAACACCUUAAAUGAGGAUAAGGUCACAUCAUCUCCCUAUGCAUACAGGAGGAGGAGGAGGACCCACUCACCACUGGCUCACUUUCUGCCGCCCCUCGAAGUCUGUGGGCAAAUGGCUCAUGCGGUUCAUGGUCUCCAUCAAUUCCCGGAGGUCAGGCUGUAUCUGAGGAGGAAAGGGGACAGCUCAGUGGUAGCCCUUCCCUUUUCAAUCUCCCUUCGUCACAAUGGACAGGUGCAAUCCUUGAUCUCUUAAGAGCCAAGCAGUUUCCUUGACAGCAACCCACAUUCUGUGAAGUCCUGAGAAUCUCAUCUCUUAGAAAAGUGUUUCCAACCUUUUCACUAGGAAGAACAUAAACGGAGCCUUGCUGGAUUGGACCAAAGGCCUUUCUAACCCAACACCCUGUUCUCCAUAGUGGCCAACCAGAUGCCUUUUCUGGGAAAUCCACAAGCAGGAAUAGAGGACAAGAACCCUCCCCCUUGCUGCUAUUCCCAAGCUACUGGUCCUCAAGAGAUACAUCUCUGAUCCUGCAGGCAAUAUAGUAUGUAGUCAUGAUGGCUACUAGUCACUGGCAGCCUUCUGUGAAGAUGCAGGUACAGCACCAAGAGACAGCAGCUGUUGCCCUUUCCACAGCUAAGUCUAUACACACAUUUUAGGAGGGCUCUAGCACUGCAAAAGACGAUGAUGCCUCUUCAUCUUUAAGGUGCCCACAGCCACACCUUGCUCAAACUUGCUCUGUGGAGGGCAACCUCUUGGGCACAAGAGCCUCUGCUUGUUACCACUCACCUCAUCCAUGGCCCGGAUUUCUAAGCGCAGCUUGUCCAUCACUGUGAUAAAGAGCUGGAAGGGGAAAAAAAGAUCCUUCCGCUGAGGCAGAACAGAGUAGAGGGCCCCCCCAGGAGUGUCAGUUAGAAGGACCCCAAAGCAGAGUGUCUUCCGCUCUGGUUCUUCCACCCCACCCUAUCCUACCCUACCGACACAAUGUCAGCAAUGCAGCGGUUGAGGUUCCCUUUGUCGUCCUUGAUGGUGAUUGGCCGAUCUUCUUUGAUCCUUUCCAUGGCCAACGGGCAAUCGAGCUGCAAGAGUUAACAAAGAUUCUCAAAGAAGGAGGGCAAAAAUAAACAGCAGCUUUCCCAUGGGGGGGUCCCUCAAGACACCACCGCCACCACUUCAUUCCCCUCUGCCACCACAAGGCAGGCGAGGAGCUUAUCAAAAGAGCUUCGUUGUCUUUCUAGGGAUGGGGGCCGCCUUCACUGUUUUGCAUCCAGGAACGAGAAUUUGGCUUUGGCAACAGUAACGCAGCCGGGGCCAGAGCUGCUGCCGCCAUCCCCCACCCCCUUUGCAUGCAGGCCCUUCAGCAACUGUUGCUUACCCGAAACUUGCGGCAAAAGUCAUCAAUUGAGUUGAUCUCCAGGCCUUGCACCUGCUUGAAUGCAGCCUUGUACUGGACUAAGAGGCGGGAACAGGCUGCAGUGUACCUGGGAGGGGAGGCCGCUGUGAGAAAGAGCCACCCACCCUUUUCACCGUGUCGUUGGCCUCCCCCACCUUUCUCUGCUGCUGCUGCUGCUGCCUAUGCCUGCAAUGCCGCUUGAUGGGGAUGCUGGUGCGUGCCAAAAGCUGGGGGAUGGCUGCUCUGCUGCCCCACUACUGAAUUAAGUAAUGCUGCUCUAGAAGGUAAGAAUGAAAAGUGGCCUGCUGGAUGAGACCAACUCUCUCCAGCCCAACAUCUCGCUUCCUGCAGGGCACAGCCAGCUGUCUUAUCUCUGGAAGCUCGCAGGUGGGGAAUGGAGGCAACUGUUCUGUCUUGCAUCCACCCCAUCAACAAGCAUUCAGAAGAAUACUACUGACAAACAUGUAGCCCUCACUUAAUGUUGCAGCUAGUAGCCCUCAGUCCUCCGUUCUUGGUGCACUUGUGGGGUGGGCAAGAGCAGUGCAUCACAGAUCCAUCCUCUCACUCCAAAGCAGGAGGUCUGUUCCGCACAUCUUUAGUGUGGCGGCACCUACCUUGUGGAAUUCCCUCCCCUUAAAUAUUAGACAGGCACCAUCUCUGUUGUCUUUUCGGCACCUACAGAGUACUUUCCUCUUUCAACGAGUUUUUAAAGUUGAGACCGUAUCCCAGUCUGUGUUUGUG